Fomitopsis serialis is the source of this 507-nucleotide messenger RNA. RefSeq lists its product as uncharacterized. The transcript has a single exon. The record is from RefSeq and is a predicted model, not a curated record. The coding region runs from base 120 to 416 and encodes 98 amino acids. NCBI's taxonomy places the organism in Eukaryota, Fungi, Basidiomycota, Agaricomycetes, Polyporales, Fomitopsidaceae.
GCAGGAUUUGUCGUGCUGACUGACCCGGGCGACGGUGCUGUGCAGCGUUAACGGUAGCUGUUUUUUUGGUUGUCGUUGUCAUUGUUGUUGUUCUGUGGGACGUUGACACAGGGCGAGCGAUGGCGGUGUUGCUAGAAGCGACGAUCCAUGUGUUUUUGUGGGUUCAUACGUCGUCGGAGUGGUACAAUGCGCUACAGCUGUAUUGUCUGCGAGAAGAACAAGGACACAAAUUGGGAGCACUGCAACGGGUGCGUACGAAAGCCGCGUGCAUCGCCUGUUACGACAUGGGGCGCGUUCUGGCUGGCGAAGUGGCUGUCACGGUGCAGGUCGCGAGCUCUGGAACAGGGCUGGGGAGGACGAAUUUCGAUAUGAUGCCCGCGUCGAUGAGUGGGAGAGCCCGCGGUGUGGCGUCCUGAUUCGGGGAGAGGAGGUGCGAAGAAGCCGAAGCGUCGCGCAUUGGACGGCGUGGGUGGGCAUUCCCUCGCGCGGGUGGCCCGCGAAGGCUGC